Molecule: messenger RNA, 4524 nt
Organism: Xiphias gladius (swordfish)
Lineage: Eukaryota; Metazoa; Chordata; Actinopteri; Istiophoriformes; Xiphiidae
Gene: tmem97
Product: transmembrane protein 97
Exons: 5
Coding region: 691-1137 (148 amino acids)
Cellular component (GO): endoplasmic reticulum
Source: RefSeq, a predicted model, not a curated record
GUCCGGUAAGCGGGUGGUCCUGUGUCCUCGCUCGCGGCUCCUCGCAGAUCCCUCCUCGCAGCAGAAGUGGGAGCUUCGGGGCGGUGGUCGAGGUGAGGACCGGAACGAUUUCCGUGUCAGGCAGGGAUCUAACAACGAUCGAAAAAGGCGGAAUCCGCGGCUACGUUCAAAUAUCCGGACUUCGCCGCUCUCGCCGGAGUCGCGGACUUAACGGGCGCGUUUCCCGGGAAGCCCGUCGGUGUUGUGGCUGUCUAGAUCUACAAUUCAUCAAGUCCACGAGGGGCCUCAAGUGGCACUUGUGCAGUCUCCCAGAGACUCCGCACAGGGUGCCGGAAAUGCACCCAUAAUCCAUUGCUGAAAGAUCUCCUACAUUGGUAUGCAGAAGAGUUCAAAGACCCCAUGGUGCUGGAUCCUCCAGAAUGGUUCAAGUCCUUUAUUUUCUGCGAGGCUUUGUUUCAAACGCCUUUCUUUCCCAUUGCAGCUUAUGCUUUCCUAAAAGUAGAUGCAUUCUCUCCCUUCAGACCCUCAAUUGGCUCGGCAGCGGUUGCAGACGGCAGCAGGUCGCUCGAUAGCAACGCAAGGGCGGAACGUGUAGGGGGCGUAACUUGAAACAGGAGGUGUGUCUGGUACUUUUCUAAAGAACACCAAAGGACCACUAAGGAAGUACGAGAGUUUGUUGUUGUGGUGAAAAUGGCGGAUAGUGGAGAGCUUCAUGUUACCGUUUGCUUGGAAGGUGAUCCGCCUGGACCUUUUUGCAUAGGACCAGACAAAUACCAAUGCCAAUUUUGCAGCAAGGUGGGAGAGUACCCUGCUCUGGUGGCACAUAAGCAGACCCAUGAGAAAUCUGCUGUUAAACAUGAAGGUGGCUGUAAGUGGAUCAGGACUCCUGCCAUCAUGUAUUCCACACAUGUGGCCACCACACUGGUCCCAAUCCUAGCCCACAUCCUUUUCUAUCAGUUCCCUAUGAAACCCCACCGUGGUCCCCAGACUCUGCAGGAGCGCUGGCUCCUGGUCUUCAUAUAUGCUCCAUACCUGCUGGUACCUGUGCUGCUGCUCCUCACCAUGCUGCUGUCCUCUACAUACAGCUCCACUUCCAAGUCUGGACAUACAUCUGUCAAGACCAAGAAGACGAACUGACACAUUACCAGACUGCACCCGUCUCAUUUACUUUGAUUUUAGAAGAUAUUUUUUUACAUUUCUGAAUGCAACUUUGGUAUGUGAUAAACAUAUAUCUGAGAAGCUGUGUGAGUCGUACUGCAUAACAAUAUUAUUAGGAAAGAAUUGCCAUUGUUUAACCAGCCAGAAUGAGCACGUUCAGUGUUACUCUUUAUAACUGAUCCCUUGUUUGUUGGCUGUGUUAUGUGUUUUUAUCCAUACCAAAGUCAAAUUAAUGCAUUUAUAAAGGAGUCUAUAUGAAAUUAGGGUAUUAAUUUGAUUCUUUGAAAGGCUAAAUGUGGUAUGGUGGUUCACAGGGCCAGGAUGGUUUUUAUCAGAGCGACACUAGUACCAAGAGCACCACAGGGUCAGUCUCCAUAUUUAUGUAAUUGGGUCUUAACCUGAGAAAAAUAAUAGUUCUUCUCACAGCCCAGCUGUAAAGUCUGUCAGUAUACUGGUUAAUCAGAGUUCCCCAGAAGGAAAAAAGAUAAUGCCACUGUUUUAUGCAAUUUUUACACCUUAAAAUGUUUACACUCAACACAACUCCAUUAAUAUCCCUGACAUAAUUUGAUGGGUGGACGGUGACUUGAUGUGUUUUGCUUUUAGAUACUAUCUGCUUUCGAAAGAUAAACUAAUGUUUCCUCUGUCCUGAUACAACGUGUAUAAAAGAUGGCUUUGGAGUUGUAGAGGGUUUUUUUUAAUCGAAGCUAACAGUUUUUUGUGCUUGCAGCAUUUAUGGUAAAUUAGGAUAAAUGUGCAAAACAUAUCUGCAUGUCUGCUUAAUAUGAUGCUUAUAUAUCCCUGUCAUGGACAUAUUAAGUCUCAGUUUGUAGAAAUAGUGUGAAACUUCCAUGGGAAUUAAUACAUUUGCAAUCUACUGUAUAGUCAUAGCCUUGUAUUUUUAUAAGCUAGAGAAAAGUCAGACACACUGUACAUUCUUCAAGUUAUAAGACCCCUGUGACUUCUAUUCCUUUUGUAUGGGUUCAGAACUGUUUCCACUAUUGCUAUGCAGUAGUGGAUGAGUGCUAAUAUUUUAUGCCCUCCUUAGCAAUUACUGUAUUAUAGUUCUUUUUCACAGCAGACAUAUUGACAUAGGUUUUCCUAGAAACAUUAACGAUAUCUCUAUUCUAUUCAAGCAUGUACUCUGAAGCAGCUCAUUGAAAUUCAACCUGUGCACCAGUGCUUUUGCUACUGUAAAAUGUCAAAAUGUCUUCUGUGAAGAAGGCCUAUUGAUUACUGGGUAACAUUGUGUGAUAGGUUUCUGAAGUGAGUUCCUCUCUGUUCAUCCAUGGCUAUAUAGGUAAGUACCAGCACCAUCAUAAAGUCUGCUAAUAGUAGUGGAACUGGUAUCUGUCAUUAUCUGUCUGAGAUGAGUCAUCUUGUAGAGAGGAAGGAACACUUUGGGGUUUGAUGUUCUGACAACAACAAAACAAGGGUACUUAUUGCUGACUUCAGAAAACAACAUAUGCUCCAUGUGUUUUAGGGAUAUUCCUUGACAUACACAUAUUACUAAAGACCUAAGAUGGUCUAUUAACCUAUUCAUAUAUCCUUACUUAAGAUGUCACAGCAGCAUCUACAUUUCUAAGAAAAAAAACUUUAGAAGCUGCACUGCAAAGCGUUGUUGUUGUUCUGGUUAGGGUUCGCCACAGUGGAUCACUACAGAAUGUUCCAUUUGGCAUAGGUUUUUUAGACAGGAUGCCCUGUAUGCAGUGUGCUAAAAGACUUACAGACACCAGUGCACAUGUGCCACCAACAGUACAACAACAGUAUACAGUACAAUACACUGAGUUCUGACCAGUUAAUAGUACACCAUUACAAUGUAAUACAAUCAAGUGCAAACAUUCUGCAAUCAAUCCUGUCUUUGUAAAGUUUAUAAUGAAAAAUAAGCCAAUACACGUAUUAUUCUUUAACUCUCUUUAGACAUCUUUGGGAUACCACAAGAAUGAUAAUGAUAGCUCAGAGUGCCUCCAGAUGUAUUUCAAACAUGAUUUUAUUGGACUGCCUGAAAGUCUUACUAACAUAUGCUUACAUCUCAGUAAAAGCUUAACAGGCACACCAUUAACUGGGUGUAACUGAUGUAACAAGCCAGAAAAUGAUGAGAGGGACAUUUUUCGUCAUCACAAGAGUCCGUGGUCAUCAGGUAAUUUCUUCUCUCACUCUAAUCUAUAGACUAGUAUCUGGUCUCCAUAUGAAUUCACAACAUUAUAAAAGUCCAAUAUUAACUUUUCAAAGCUGAGAAAUGACCUUUGAAAAGUUGAUAUAAGUCAAUGUCAUAGUCCAUUGUUUUAAACAAUUACAAAAACACUGGUUUACGAGAGGAGGUAGCUUGCUUGUAAACAGGACUUUUUGACUUAAAUGAGUAAACUUGAUCUCCUCUGUUAAGUCAUCCCAGAGUCUAUGGGCCCUGUUGACAAAACUUCACUAACCUUUGUUCCUUACAGACUUUGGAACAACUCAGCAGCAGAUGUAGAGGUAAAAGAUCUGAGGUUUACCAGAACGCCAGGCCAUUUUUUGCUAAAAGUAUCAACAAGUAAUUUUUGACAAUUUCCCUCACAGGAUCAAUAAAGUAUAUUGAUCUAUUGUAAAAUCGGCUCCUAGGUGAUGCAAAGAUUGCUGUGACAUGUUCUCAUUUUAUUGCUAGUUAAAGCCCGGUAUCAAACUGUAAGCAGAGGAAAAAGAAUCAGUUGCCCAAUGGAGUGAAGAAAAUCACAGUAGUCCAAACUAUGUAUUAUGAAACGGUGAAUAAUGAUUACUGAUGUACUUUUUAGGCUGGCAGCUAAUAGAUUUUUAAUGAUUUAAAGCCAUAUAUAUACGUGGAAAUAUGGGUCAAGUCACAUUUACUCCUGUUAAGGUAUACGCGAACAAGGCAAUGUCAAACCCUGCUGGCUGAGAGUUCCUCUUGAUUCCUAGGAGGUUAGCAGGGACUACUGUCAGUGCCUACUUUAUUUACUGGAUUAAACAGCUAAAAAGCCCAGGGCCCCAAGGUACAGCGGAUCCUACCCCUGGUAUAGAAGAGAGACAGACCAAAGGAUUUUUCUGGCUGCUCGUCUGACCUUUUCUUGGGCAGCACACAGCUGCUACCAGAGGGCAAAAUACUGGAGCAGCUUUGGUUGGUGUAGUAGGACUGUUUAAGAGUUGAAAAAGUAAACAAAUUGGUCAACCUAUGUUUCUAGUUCCUUUUUCAGCCAAUGACUAGAGUAUUAAUAUUAGAAUACCUAUCUUUACUGGUUGAUUGUUGGAGGUGUAGGCUCAUGAUUCAACUCAGAAAGAGCCAAAUUUUUGUCUGUGGAAAGAGGAGGUUUGUGUUCUGCUUUUCACUUGGCUGCGAGAGAAAUUUGCCUUUUAGGGACAUAAAGUUAGAGUUGUAGA